AUGGAUGUGACACCUGAAGAUGCAGAGCGAGCGAUUGGCCAAGGCGCCACGAUUGCCAUCUACUUUGGCGCAGGGGAUGGCGGUGACUUACCUCCUGGGGUUGAGUUCGUUCACGCCCAGGCAAUUCAUCUCACGUGCCCUGAGUUCCUCCAGAGAGUUACUAAAUGGGGCAUCAUCUCGCUUCCACAUGCUCCCCAGGACGUCAGGAACGCCAUCGUCCGUUUCUUCUACACUGGAAGAGUCCCAUUUCAUGAAGUACACAAGUUUACUCUCCGCCGGGACGUCGAAGAGGCCUUUGAUCUUGGUAUCCAUGUGUACUCCCAGGCUGUUUACAGCGAGAUCACGAAAAUGAAGGAUCAGGCCACUGAGUACAUGAAGAGUCUCUUUCCGUACAUGGAGCCUUUCCUGAUGCUGGCCUACACUUACAGCGUUCUCGAUCCCCUGUAUCCUGAUCUCAACUAUGAGUGGGUUGAAGCCCAAGCCGCCCUUUGGAGCCCUAACGACGGCAACGACAAGCUCAUGGAGGCCCUUGAGGCCGAGCGUCAGGCGGAUCUGCAGAGCUUCAAUGAGUUUCUCAACCGCGGAGAGAACGCCUGGGUCAAAAUCAACGAAGAUGGCGAGGAGGAGUCUGGAGAAGAAUCCGAGCAGGAAACCGAGACUAAUGAAGAGCCCGAAGGUAAAACCGAGGCUGAAGAAACCGAGGCUGAAACAGAGUUGGAAACAGAGGAUGGGACCUAUGACAGCGACGGGAAGCUCAAGGUGAUCGGCGAUGAUGGCCUCAUCAACCUCGACCUGGCCAACUACCCACCCGGUGUUUACCGCUGGACUGGCUGGCAUAAUGGGGAUGGAGGUUAUCAGUAG
Fusarium redolens is the source of this 861-nucleotide messenger RNA. RefSeq lists its product as uncharacterized. Bases 1 to 861 code for a protein of 286 amino acids. The transcript is spliced from 3 exons. The record is from RefSeq and is a predicted model, not a curated record. Lineage: Eukaryota; Fungi; Ascomycota; Sordariomycetes; Hypocreales; Nectriaceae.